UCUGAGAAUACGUAUGGGCUUGCGGAUCUGGGCCCAUUUGAAAAACGGGUGAAGGAACGAAACCAUUCAUUCUGAGUAGUUGAGUCUACUUCUCGUUAUCCUCUUCUGCGUCUUCUGUGUCAAACUCAGUCCACAAGAAAUGACAGCUAUAUUAAGCCACCACCACCACCGCCUAUUCUCCACCGCCACGCGCUUAAACUCCGCCACCAGAGACUCACGGCGGCGAGGGAGCGGCGCAAACUCCAUUCGGUGCGUCGACGUGAGCACGGCCACGAAUGAGAAUCGGCGAGUGACAGUGAGUAACAGGAGCGAUUCACUGGAUAUAUGCAGAGUGCUAAACGGGAUGUGGCAGACCAGCGGCGGUUGGGGCCGAAUCGACAGAGACGACGCCGUCGAGGCCAUGCUUCGUUACGCCGACGCCGGCCUAUCUACCUUCGACAUGGCCGAUCACUAUGGACCUGCUGAAGAUCUAUAUGGGAUUUUCAUCAACCGAGUUCGUCGUGAGCGUCCUCCAGAAUUAUUGGAACAGAUCAGAGGUCUCACUAAGUGGGUGCCUCCGCCAGUUAAGAUGACUGCGAGCUAUGUAAAAGACAGCAUCAAUGUUUCAAGGAAGAGGAUGGAUGUAGAAUCCUUGGACAUGCUUCAGUUCCAUUGGUGGGAUUAUUCAAAUCCAGGCUACUUGGAUGCGCUAAAACACCUUACAGACUUGAAAGAAGAAGGUAAAAUCAAGACUGUGGCUCUGACAAAUUUUGAUACAGAGAGGUUACAGAUUAUUCUUGAAAAUGAGAUUCCUGUUGUAAGCAAUCAGGUACAACACUCACUUGUCGAUAUGCGUCCUCAACAAAGAAUGGCAGAGCUUUGUCAACAUACAGGAGUCAAACUUAUAACGUAUGGAACGGUAAUGGGUGGUCUAUUGUCUGAGAAGUUCCUUGACACCAACAUAGCUAUUCCUUUUGCUGGUCCUGCAAUAAACACUCCAUCCCUCCAAAAGUACAAAAGGAUGGUAGAUGCUUGGGGAGGAUGGAAUUUGUUCCAGGGACUACUUCGGACUUUGAAACAAGUAGCUUCUAAACAUGGUGUUUCAAUUGCAACGGUUGCAGUGAAGUAUAUAUUAGAUCAGCCUGCUGUAGCAGGAUCGAUGAUUGGUGUCAGACUUGGCUUGUCAGAACAUAUUCAAGACGCCAAUGCUAUAUUUUCUCUUGCUCUUGAUGAAGACGAUGUGGGCAGCAUAAGAGAAGCCACGGCGAAAGGAAAGGAUCUACUAAGAGUGAUUGGUGAUUGUGGAGAUGAAUACAGACGUGCGUGAGUCAUGUUGUGUUAUCAAACUGGUGAAAUGCUGUGUUUUUUUUUUAUAUAGUACAAGAGCAUGAAAAGGGGGUUGGCGACAGAGGAAAGUGUUCAAGCCCAAUUUUUUGACAGUUGCAUAUCUGUAUGUAAUACUUUGAUGGAUUCCUCCGACUGGUAAAAAGACAAAAUACAUGAAAAGAGAAAGUAAUGAAUUCUCUAAUAUAGUUUAGUCAGAUUUAUGCAAACUUUUUUCACGGGCUAUGUCCAAGUAUGGAAACUUUGGUGUUACGCUUCGCUCUGUUUAAACUGAUUCUGGCAGUGUGUGUGA
This is a messenger RNA of Vigna radiata var. radiata (mung bean), 1615 nucleotides long. RefSeq names its product perakine reductase. NCBI's taxonomy places the organism in Eukaryota, Viridiplantae, Streptophyta, Magnoliopsida, Fabales, Fabaceae. The record is from RefSeq and is a predicted model, not a curated record. The coding region runs from base 140 to 1306 and encodes 388 amino acids. The transcript has 9 exons.